CGGGCGCUAACGAAAGCCUUGCGCGCUCGUCAUAAAGCCAAAGCCAUGCCUCCGUCCGGACCCCCGUAAAGCCAAACCAAAACCUCCCUUUUCCCCUCCGUUCCGCUCCCCGUUUCUCCCUUCCUCCUCUCGCUCGCGCGAUCCGCCGAUCCGGUUUCUCCGCGCCCGGUCGCGAACCCCGUCCCGAUUCCGCCGUUUCCUCUGGGCAAUCGGCGUCCCGCCGGCCUCGUUGAUGCGGCGCGGUUCGGGCCCCGGGCUGUGAUUUGGAGCUGUCGGCGGCGGUGCUGUUGGCGCGGGCGCCGCGGCCCUCCAUGAGGCGGCGGCCGGUCCUGCCGUCCCACCACGACGACAUGGAGAAGGGCGGCGGGAAGCCGGCGUCGUCGCGCCUCUGCUUCCUCGCCACGCUCUGCGCCAUGUUCUGGGUCCUCAUCUUCUACUUCCACUUCGCCGUCGUCUCCAACGAGCCCGACGCCUCAGCGGCGCAGGCCGGCGAGGUGCGCAUUGCCCGCGCCCGCCUACAGCUCCCUGAACCUGACGGCGCCGCCCGCCGCGACCUGCCCCUCGCGCCGCCCGCCCGUGCGUCGGAGCCGCCGCCUCCUGUCGCGCGCUCCAAGGAGGAGGUGGUGGAGGAGGAAAAGCCCGCCGCCGGAGCCCGCCAGGAGGAGGCGCCGACCAAGGUGGCGGCGUCGUACCCGUUCGAGCGGGCGCUCAAGACGGCGGAGAACAAGAGCGACCCGUGCGGCGGCCGGUACAUCUACGUGCACGAGCUGCCGCCGCGGUUCAACGAGGACAUGCUCCGGGACUGCGAGAAGCUCAGCGUGUGGACCAACAUGUGCAGGUUCAUGAGCAACGAUGGGCUUGGCCCGCCGUUGAGCGACGAGGAGGGUGUCUUCUCCAGCACCGGGUGGUAUGGCACCAACCAAUUCUCCGUGGAUGUUAUUUUCGGCAACAGGAUGAAGCAGUACGAGUGCCUGACCAAGGACUCGUCCAUUGCCGCAGCGGUCUUUGUGCCAUUCUAUGCUGGGUUUGAUAUUGCAAGAUAUCUCUGGGGUUAUAAUAUCUCGACGAGGGACGCCGCAUCGCUUGAUUUGGUGGAUUGGUUGAUGAACAAGCCUGAGUGGAAUGUGAUGGGCGGGCGUGACCAUUUCUUAGUUGCAGGGAGGAUCACUUGGGAUUUCAGAAGGUUGACGGAGGAAGAGUCGGAUUGGGGAAGCAAGCUGCUCUUCUUGCCGGCUGCAAAGAACAUGUCGAUGCUUGUGGUGGAGUCAAGCCCAUGGAAUUCCAAUGAUUUUGGAAUACCAUAUCCUACAUACUUCCACCCUGCAAAGGAUGCUGAUGUUUUCCUCUGGCAAGAUAGAAUGAGGAGCUUGGAGCGCCCAUGGCUCUUCUCGUUUGCAGGUGCUCCACGUCCUGGUGAUCCAAUGUCCAUCAGAGGGCAACUCAUAGAUCAAUGCAGGAGCUCAAGUGUUUGUAAGUUGUUGGAGUGUGACCUUGGGGAGAGCAAGUGCCACUCCCCGAGCACAAUCAUGAAAAUGUUUCAGAGUUCUUUGUUCUGCUUGCAGCCUCAGGGUGACUCCUACACAAGAAGAUCUGCCUUUGACUCCAUGUUGGCUGGCUGCAUACCUGUUUUCUUCCAUCCUGGUUCAGCUUACGUCCAAUAUACAUGGCAUCUUCCAAAGAACUAUACAAGGUACUCUGUCUUCAUCCCUGAAGCUGACAUCCGUACAAGAAAUGCCAGCAUCGAGGAGAGGCUAAAAAGUAUUCAUCCAGAUGUGGUCAAGAACAUGAGAGAAGAGGUCAUCAAUCUAAUACCAAGGGUGAUAUAUGCUGAUCCAAGAUCGAAACUGGAAACCUUGAAAGAUGCAUUUGAUGUUUCCAUAGAGGCAAUCAUUAAGAAAGUGACAAAGUUGAGAAGAGAUAUCAUUGAAGGCCGAGAAGAUAAAGAUUUUAUCGAAGAGAAUAGCUGGAAGUAUAGUCUGUUAGAAGAUGGACAGCGGACAAUUGGACCUCACGAAUGGGAUCCAUUCUUCUCGAAACCCAAAGAAAAAGGUAGAGAUCCUAGUAGCUCAUCUGCUGAAGCUGCCAAGAAUUCUUGGAAAAGUGAACAAAGAGGACAGAAUUAAACCACAAGGUAUAUCAUCGUGGAGAUGUGAGCAAGGGAGCAGAGAUAGCUAUUCUCUCUAAAGAUGCUCUGAUGCAAAUACAUUGCACAUAGGUCAAGAUCCAGUAGUUAUGGUGAUCAUGAACAUCAUUGAUGAUCUAGUUCACCCUACAGUUGUACGAAGCCAUUCCACCAAAAAUGCUUUGGGGAAAUUUGGCACACAGUGUUUGCUUACCCCUAUAAAUAUCAUUUUCUACACUAAUUUUUGUUUGAUGUUUUUGGUCAAUAAUCCUUUGUAAGCCUUUACAGGAUUUAGAGGUAUAUCUAUUUUGUUAUUGUAUUA
Molecule: messenger RNA, 2444 nt
Organism: Panicum hallii
Lineage: Eukaryota; Viridiplantae; Streptophyta; Magnoliopsida; Poales; Poaceae
Product: xyloglucan galactosyltransferase KATAMARI1 homolog
Exons: 1
Coding region: 312-2123 (603 amino acids)
Molecular function (GO): glycosyltransferase activity
Source: RefSeq, a predicted model, not a curated record